AUAAAAGGAGCAGUAGGAUGCGUGCUGUGUAUGAUUAUCGCGUGGUUACAAUUUUCUUUACUUACUUUUAAUAGUGUUUUGUCCCAAAGUAAAAUAUUUAAACACACUUUCGACUGUGUGUUUGUGGGAAUUUCGGAUUUGGGACGAUCUUGACGAUCUUGUUCGAAAUACACUGUGUGAGUCUGGAGACCGGGGGAACGCUCCAUAGCACUCAUACUUGGAAAGAGGACUUCUAUCUGCCAGAGGCACCACAGACUUUGAGAGAAUGACAGUGGCUGUGUGUGUGAAAAAAGGGGGAGGAAUGUAUUCCACCGUCAUACUCUCUUCUUUUCUUUUCUCCCUCCAUGCAAGUUGCACUCCUGCACAGUUCCACGGUCAUCAUGGGCGGAGAGUAUGUGUUGGGAAAGCCAACAGAGUAGUGACCAGUACAGAAUCUUUCCUCCAGCCAGUACACAAACCGUACCUCACCAUGUGUCUAAACCAACGCAUCUGUAGCACAUACAAGACAGUGUAUAAAGUCUCCUACAGACAGGUGAGUCGGCUAGAGCUGAGCUCCCACAUUUUCCCAGAAUGCUGUCCAGGAUGGAGACGUGUCCACUCGCUCAGCUGUAAUCACGCGGUGUGUGCGCAGGCAUGUCUUAAUGGUGGAUCCUGCACGAGGCCAAAUCACUGUGCGUGUCCAGUCGGCUGGACAGGACGCUACUGCCAGAUAGAUGUGGAUGAGUGUAAAGGGGCACAUGGUUGCAGUCAACAGUGCAUGAAUUCUGCAGGAAGUUAUCAGUGUGUGUGUGCUGACGGAUUCCAUCUGGCUAAAGACAGACAAUCUUGUCUAAGCCGUUGUCCUCUUCCUCCUCGUGCAACUGUAGAGAGCCAACGUGAAGUAGACAAUCACUUAUCCACAAAUAACAAUAGAGAUGAAGAUGCUGGACAGGUGGCAAAUGUUACAGAAGAGGUCCAGAUUCUCAGAAAUCGAGUACAGCUGCUGGAACAGAAAUUGGAGAUGGUCCUUGCACCAUUUUCCACUCUCUUUCCACCGGAGGAGGAUAUGGCCAACAGAAAUGGUAUCCUGUUGGACAGGACAGAUUUCCUGUCAGACCAGACCAACUUCCUGACACACUCGCUGCGGCAGCUGGACAGAAUAGACUCUCUCAGCGAGCAGGUCAGCUUCCUGGAGGAGCGCCUUGGAUCAUGUGAGUUUGAGCAAUGGCUCUUGCCAGGAAAACUAGAUGAUCAGUAACAACAAGGCACAUCUGCAACCUACAACUGAACACAGCCUGCCUUCAACUUCAGGAGAAAGAACAGUUAACCAGUGGUCACAUUGACAGCUUUGUCUUUAAAUAACCUGUAAGACAAAAAGUAUGUGGGCACCUCAUCAUCACACUCAUAUGAGCUUGUGAACCCAUGUGCCAUCUCUUUAUAACAGCCUCCACUCUUCUGAGAAAUCUUUCUUAAGUGAUUUUGGAGUGUGGCUGUUGGAAUUUGUGCUCAUUCAGUCAAAAAAGCAUCUGUAAGCUUGAGCACUGAUGUAGGAUGAGGAGGCUUGGCUUUCAAUCAACAUUCCAAAGGUAUUCAUUGGGGUUUUUGAGCAGGGGCACAGUAAAACUGAAAUAGGUAAUAGGUCUUUCCUAAAUUGCUGCCUGAAAGUUUAAAGCAGACAUUAUGCUGUGGCUUAAAUAAUACAAUUAAUUGAAUCUAAGUGGCUUAGCCCAAACCCUGAAAACCAGCCCUGUUAUACCUCCUCUAACAAACGUUAUGAUUGGUACUAUGCAUUGUACAUAGUGCUCUUAGGCUUGUGUUGAGUUCUUGCAUGGUCUACAAAUUUCUGGCUAAGUUGAAGCAUCGGAGCUGUUCCUGGAUGCUUCUGUUUCAAAAUAAUAGCACUUACUUUCACUAGUGCAGAACCAGGGCAGAAAUUUCAUGAACUGACUUGUGGCAGAGGUGCCAUGAUCAAUAAUUUCUUGAAUAUGACCCAGUUUAAUGUUCCAUGUUUGCCUAUGGAUGUUGCUUGGCUAUACACUAUGAACUCAGUAAUUAGGAGUGGUGUCUAUAUACUUUAACCCACAUAAUGUAAAUCUAUUAGCCUCCAUUCAUGUGAAUCGUGAAUGCAGCGCAUGCCAAGUAAAGAACAAAAAAAAAACAAAAAAAAAAACAAUGGGUUAACACCCUCAGGUUGAUUAUUUUCAUAUAAAUAAGUGUUGUAAACAACUAUAUUUGUGAUGUGACUUACAUAUAGUAGCUAUAAACAUUCUAUUCCAUCACAAAAUUCCUUUUCUUCUUUUAAUAAGACAAAAAAUGCUGCUUGUCAUGAUCCAGAAAAAAAGAAAAUGCAACUCCUUUAUCCUUAAGACCCUCCUUUUGCAGAAAACCACAUUACCUUCGACUGUUACAAAGCACUGACACUGAUGACUCCUCAUACGUUAACUGAAAUUUCACAGAAAGCCAUAAAUGGUUUUCUUUUCAUUAAAUAGCACGUUAAAACCUGUUAUUAUGUACAGAGCAUCAGAACAUCUGCAUAUUAAAAUGAGCAAUCUAUCCAUUCUCUACACUGUUUAUCUUAUUAGGUACAGUAACAGGGAAACUAGAGCCUAUCCCAGGAGACUUGGUGCAGGAGGCAGGGUACACACACACACACACACACACACACACACACACACACACACACACACACAAGCCAGUCAACCUACAAUUCAUGUCUUUGAACUGGGGAGGAGAAAAGAGAACAUGCAAAAUCCACACACAUUGCAGGUGUAAGGGAAACCAUAGUGUGAGGUGUGAGGCAAACCCUGCUAACCACCAAGCCACCAUAACCCCAACAAAUAAAUAGAAUUCUAUAAAAAAUCUUGUGAUCUUACUUUCAGUGCUCUUGCAGAUCAGACAUUUAUUCGAACCCUCUGAUAAGCCAGAAUUGAAAAUCCAACAGUAUGGUAAUGUAAAUGAUGCAUGGGAUUUCUAAUGGCUUUGAGAACAACCAUAUUAAUACCACUAUGAGCCAAGUAUUUUCUGCAAAAGCAAAAUACUCAGGACUCAAUACUUGCACACUUCUAUUGGCAACUAUUUUUGUAAGCAAUGUUUGUCAUUUUUAUACUCAACAUUUUUCUCCAGCUGUAUUAUGUGAGUGAAUUACUAUUUUGAUUAGAAUGAUGAAGUGCUUCUUGUGAAUCAAUAACGGCAUGCCUAUUCAUUUAUUAGUGUUUUACUUUAUUACCUUUUAUGCUGCAGAUGUUUCUAAUAAAGUCUGUUUGUUAUUUAGAA
Tachysurus vachellii is the source of this 3252-nucleotide messenger RNA. RefSeq names its product EGF-like-domain, multiple 7 (gene egfl7). The transcript is spliced from 9 exons. Gene Ontology annotation, biological process: anatomical structure development. The coding region runs from base 266 to 1237 and encodes 323 amino acids. The record is from RefSeq and is a predicted model, not a curated record. Gene Ontology annotation, cellular component: cell surface; extracellular region. Gene Ontology annotation, molecular function: signaling receptor binding; calcium ion binding. NCBI's taxonomy places the organism in Eukaryota, Metazoa, Chordata, Actinopteri, Siluriformes, Bagridae.